UCUUUCUUAAAAAGAAAAAAAAUAAUUGUUUGGUUCCGAUUUUGUCAAAGUAACCAAAUUUAUCAUCAUUCAUUCAAUCCAUCGUCUCAAUCAGCAAUCUCUAGAGGCUCUUCUUCAUCCUCAUCGUCUUAGCUAAAUCUAUUCGCCUUUCCUCCUCCUCCUCCAGAACGUUAGAAACGGUCUUGGGGGCAGUGGGAGAAGUACUAAUUCAAACAAGCUUCCCUCAUCCAUGGAUCUUAAACAGAUUGGAGAUACUUCUACAGGUGGUAGUUCUGUAUUUGAUGCAUCUCAGUAUGCCUUUUUUGGGAACCAUGUUGUUGAGGAGGUUGAGCUUGGUGGAUUGGAAGACGAAGAAGAAGAGGAUUUGCCUGUGGCUGGAAUAGGAGAAGAUUUUGCCUUUGAUAAGGAGGCUGAACUUUCCGACGUUGAUGAUCUUGCUGGCACAUUUUCUAAGCUGAAUAGGGAUCAUGACGGAUAUAGGAACGCAAUACCAAUAGCCGAUAAUGGAUCAAGACAAAAUUAUUUUGCUGAUGGACGGAACCGUGGGGAGGUGUUGCCAAAUUUGUAUGGACAGCAGAUACUGGACUCCAAUGAUAAAAGGUGGAUAUCUCAGCCUUUUUCUACUCCAGAUCUUAUUGAGCAAAGAAACCUGCACAGAGCAAUAUCAUAUCCUGACCCACAGCAUCACCAGCGGCCACACCAGCAUCCGCAACAAUUUUCCAGCGAACCGAUUCUUCUGCCAAAGUCAUCUGGUAGCAGAUCGUCAGAUCAGCAUUUAGGACAACCAAAUACGCAAUAUCAUUCUGGUGGGCCUCAUAUGGGAUCCCCAAAUCUCUCCCAUUUUCCAAGUUCUCAUCCUCGGUUGGGUGGCGUGCAUCAUGGGUCGCCACAGUUCACUGGAAACAUGGCUCAGAUUCAACCUUCUCUUCCUGUGAAUAAUCGCCCACCAGCUCAAUGGAUGAAUCGCCAAAAUAUGUAUUCUGAGGAUACUUCUGGGAUCAUGAACAACAUGUUGCCACAACAACAGUUACCUCAUCAAAACGGUUUGAUGCCUCCACAGCAGAGGAUGCCUCAGAUGCCGGUUCCCCAGAAUAAUUUACUACAUCCGAUGCAGCCUCAUGGGCAUUUGCCAGGAAUGCAGCCUCAGUUAUUUAAUUCUCACCUUUCUCGAUCAGCGUCCUCAGGCAGUUAUGAUGCAAUGCUUGGUUUUGGUGAUAUGAGGGAAGCAAGACCAGGAUCAGGUCAGGGGAACAGACAAAACGUGCGGUUUCAUCAACAAGGUUUUGAUGGUGGUCUUCAAAGGAGAGAUAAUGCUUGGCCUCGUUUCCGGUCGAAAUAUAUGACAGCUGAUGAAAUAGAGAACAUGCUAAAGAUUCAGCUUGCAGGAACGCUUAGCAAUGAUCCUUAUGUGGAUGAUUAUUACCACCAGGCCCGUCUUGCUAAGAAAUCUGAGGGUGAAAAACAGAAGCAUCAUUUCUGUCCGAAUCAUUUUAGAGACCUUCCAUCUCGUAACAACGAGCCCCAUGCGUUUCUUCAUGCUGAUGCUCUUGGUCGAGUUGCUUUCUCUUCUUUCCGCAGGCCUCGUCCUCUGCUUGAAAUGGAUCCUAAAAAAUCUGGUAAUCUAGAGCAUAAGGAUACAGCGAAGCCUCUUGAACAAGAACCAAUGCUUGCAGCUAGGGUGCUUAUUGAGGAAGGUCUCUCCCUCUUCCUGGAAGUAGAUGAUAUUGACCGGUUUUUAAAGUUCAAUCAACUCCCAGAUGGUGGAAACCAGUUGAGGCAAAAGCGCCAAGCUCUGUUGGAUGGGCUUGCAGUGUCACUGCAGCUUGUUGACCCUCUCGGUAAGAAUGGGCAAAACGAUGGGAUUGAAUCUCAAGAUAAUCUCGUAUUUCUAAGGAUUGUCUCCCUUCGAAAGGGUCGGAAGCUACUUACAAGGUACCUCCAGCUUAUUAUCCCGGGCAGCGAUCUAAUGCGUAUAGUUUCCAUGGCCAUUUUCAGACACUUAAGGUCCUUGUUCGGAGCGCGCCCAUCAGAUACGGAAACCAGGGAAAUUACAAUCAAACUUGCGAAAGUUGUCACUUUAUGCAUUCAAACCAUGGAUCUUGGACCCGUCAGUGCGUGUCUUGCAGCAGUUUCUUGUUCUUCUGAGCAGCCACCACUUCGUCCCUUGGGUAGUCCCGUUGGAGAUGAAGCUACCGUUAUUCUCAAAUCUGCACUUGACAGAGCUGCCGAGCUUCUCCGUGCUAAUAAUUACAACAAUGCAGGCAUGAAUCUGUGGCGUGCGUCCUUUGAUGAGUUCUUCAACUUGCUGAUGAAACAUUGCAUCAGCAAGUACGACAGUAUAAUGCAGAACUUGAAUUCGCAGUUCUUUGGCACAGAGAUGUCUGAAGCUGCUGCACAAGCCAUUGUCAGGGAAAUGCCAAUAGAGCUUCUACGUGCGAGUUUCCCACACAUUAGUGAUGAGCAAAAGAGAAUACUUGUGGAAUUCUUGAAGCUUGGUAGCCAGAAAACGGACACAGCCAUAAAUCAAUGAAAAACGAAACUUCCGCAUGGAGGAGAAGAGUUGCCAACGCUCUUGUUUCUUUGAUCCAGUACUCAUCUUUUUCUUUUGUUUUCUUGAUGACAUUAAUGAUGUGAAAGAAACAGGAGAAGUUGGCAUGUUCAGGGAAGGUCCAAAGCUUGUUUUACAUAUAAGAUAGGAAAUGGCAGUUACUGUUCUAUAUUUGGGUGUGUUUUACAUAUAAGAUGACUGGGAAGGUCCAACGUUUUCAACUUUUUUUCCCUCUGAACCAAAAUCUUACAGUUCUUUGGUUUUUGUUUUUGUCUUUUAAUGUGUGGCUUAUUGUCUUGCAAAGUGUUCUUGGGGCUGUGGGAUCAAAUGUACCAACAUGGUCUUAAUAGGUGAAAUGCAGGCUGAUAAACAAGCCUUGUAAAAUGAUCAUUAUUGAAGUCGAGUUAAAAUAAAGGUAUAAGAAUGGGGGUGAUUUAUCUGGCUAUGAGUUAUCUUACUUGUCUUCAUGAUUCUCAUGUUCACGUAAAACUUGAAACUUAGGACCCAUUUAUUUCGUGUUUGUAUAAACUGUUACUAUUUCUACUUUGUGCUAUGUUUCUUGUUGUGAACCCAAGUUUAAAGAACAACUUGUUCGAGAAUUUGAUUC
Molecule: messenger RNA, 3155 nt
Organism: Eruca vesicaria subsp. sativa (arugula)
Lineage: Eukaryota; Viridiplantae; Streptophyta; Magnoliopsida; Brassicales; Brassicaceae
Source: the annotation of a GenBank genome assembly